CAUUUGAGCGCAUGUGGAGUUUUAGAGCCAGCUUUUCACCUGGCAGAAAGGUUAUUAAUGAAUAUGGAUUACCGCCUAGAGCUCCAGCUAAGAAAACACAACGAAUAGACUCCAGAAAUUCGAGAAUUUCAAAUACCGUCAUUCCUGUUAAAGAAGAGACCAUUUCCGAAGAAAAAAAUGAAUCAGAUGAAGAAUAAAUGUCUAUGAAAUUUAAAGAAGAGAA
This is a messenger RNA of Meloidogyne enterolobii, 223 nucleotides long. NCBI's taxonomy places the organism in Eukaryota, Metazoa, Nematoda, Chromadorea, Rhabditida, Meloidogynidae. The record is from the annotation of a GenBank genome assembly.